UAAUGAUAAUUGCUGGCAAUUUCAAAUAAUACAAAAGCAAAGACAAUAAAAAAGAAACCGAGAGCGUGAAGUACAACAAAAUGUUAAACGAUGACGUCAUUCUAUAGACAGGAACUUAUCAAGGUAGGAAACACAUCAAAAGAUAAUAUACUCUACGAUAACUGUAUUCGCGUAAUUUUAUAAAGUUUGAAGUGUGAACGAUAAAAUAGUCAGUCAUUAAGAGUAGAUGCCACACUCAUUGCUCGCUCAUCCGUUCUAUUAACAAUAUCUUAAAUCGCGUAAUCUUUUUAUUAAACAAACGACAAAUUAUCUGUGCGAAUACAAAUAACCGGCUCGAUCUGCCCAAUGGCGAAGGUCGCGAAUUCUGGUUACGACUUAUGUAAACGUACCGUACAACCGAUCGACAAUAAACAUAACAAUAAUUUUAUAGUUACCUAUCAAAAUCAUUCUUACGAUAUACAGGAUUUUCUUCAUUAUCAUCCUGGAGGAAAAAAAGUAUUAACUUAUUUCAAAAAUCAAAGCUUAGAUAAAGCGUUCAAAGAAAAUCCUCAUUCGCAAGCAGCGUUUCACCUGUUGGAAGAUUUUACGGUGGAAAAUGAAGAAAAGUAUCAGAAAUACGAAAAUCUGAUCGAUUGGAAUAUAUCUAUACUUGGACAAGUAAGUUCGUUAGGUGAAAAUUAUUGGGAAUGGGUCAAUUUACCGGUGAAUCGAAAAAUUAGACUUUUCGAGUCAAACUUAUUAGAGACUUUAACGAUUACUCCUUGGUACGUAAUUCCGCUUGUAUGGAUACCGGUAAGCAUCUAUUUCUUUUAUUCAGGAUGGAUGCAAAUUAAUUUCAACGAUACUGAUAAUCAUUUUACUGAAAGUACCUCGAUUGAAAUUUUAACUUCUUAUAUAUUUGGUAUAUUGAUAUGGACUCUAUUAGAAUACGUGGUUCAUCGUAAAAUUUUUCACUUUAAACCACCUAAUUCUUCAAAAUUACUUAUUACUUUGCAUUUUUUACUCCAUGGAAUUCAUCAUAAGACACCAUUCGAUAAUAGAAGAUUAGUAUUUCCACCUGUGCCAGCUUUGUUAAUAGCAAUAUUAUUAUUUCAUAUUUAUAAAAUAAUAUUUCCUCAAACAACUUUUUAUUUUAUUAUCGCUGGUACAGCAACAGGCUAUAUGAGUUAUGAUUUAAUACAUUAUUAUCUACAUCACGGUGCGCCAAAAGCUGGAACAUAUUUUUAUUUAUUGAAAAGAAUUCAUAAUUAUCAUCAUUUUUCACAUCAUGAAUUAGGUAAGAUUAUUUUUGUUUUCGAAAUAUUAAACAAAUUUACUGUAAAAUUAUGUUUUUUAGGUUUUGGUAUCAGCUGUAAACUAUGGGAUUAUAUAUUUGGAACGACUAUUUGUUUGCGAAAAUUGACAAAACCGAUUGAAUGGUAAAUCGAUCAAUGAAAAAUAAUUUAUAAAUUAAAAAUAAAAACUUUUUAUAACAAAUAAGUACAAAACAAAAUAAAUAAUUAAAGUCAAUCUACGAUCGAUCUUUCGAUCAUAAUACGAUCGUUCGAUAAUAUACAUUUUAAGUACAAACAAGAAAUAAAAUGUAGAAUAUAUUAUACAUAAGAUCAAACAAUAAUUAAAAAAAAUUUUUAUAAACGUUUUUAUAUGCUACAAACCUGAACAAAUUAAUGCUUUAAGUACAUGAAUGUAUACUUAUUUUAUAUAAAAAUAAUUUGAGCAUAUCAAAUCAAUUAAUAUCAAUGAUUAAAAAUAUAACAUUGAUAUAAUAUAGAUAAUUAAAUAUGAUUAAUUAUGAUUAAUAGAUAAAUAAACAUAUUUAAGGUCCUUCAA
Apis cerana (Asiatic honeybee) is the source of this 1830-nucleotide messenger RNA. RefSeq names its product Fatty acid 2-hydroxylase (gene Fa2h). Gene Ontology annotation, biological process: fatty acid metabolic process; lipid biosynthetic process. Gene Ontology annotation, cellular component: membrane; endoplasmic reticulum. Gene Ontology annotation, molecular function: heme binding; iron ion binding; fatty acid 2-hydroxylase activity. Lineage: Eukaryota; Metazoa; Arthropoda; Insecta; Hymenoptera; Apidae. The record is from RefSeq and is a predicted model, not a curated record.